AUGCGAAAUCCUGUACGUUUCGUGUCGGUCUUUUAUGAAAUUCAAUGCAACGCGUCAACAACAACCGAGAUCACGACGGACACUACUGAAACCUCAAGUUCCGCAUCGGACGAUACCUAUCCCUUCGUCACAGGAAUCGAAUUGUCCACUCCUGAUCCCACGCUCUGCGAUUCGAUGGGAGAAUGCAAACAGAACCUGAUAGGGGAUGAGGGAUUUUUGGAACCCUGCGUAAAUACCGACGGAGAAGUUCCUGCAUAUCAGCAAUGCCUGUGGAACAUCCUCAGAUACGAUGCAAUGGACUCAAUCGAUAUCGUACUGACAACUGAAGAUUUCGGGGAUUUUGAAGAUGGAAGCCUGUUGUUGGGGAUGGGCUACGGAUACAAAGACGAUUUCCCAGGGGCAACAGAUGAAACUGUACUGGCUUCAUUUGACAGCCCUGUGACGGAGAAUGUAAUUGUGAAAGUGCCUUGCAAUGACGCCUGGGUUAGCGUGCGGAUUCUGAAGAAGCUGAUCAACCCUUUCAGGAUCUCCUAUUUCAUAUUUCAUGAUGAAGAAGAAUGCGACGCGACGUCACCAACAACCGACAUCACGUCGGACACUACUGAAAUCUCAAGUUCCUCCGAUACCGAUUCCUCUGUCACAGGAACCACUACUGAUCCCUGGAUGACGCUCUGCGAUUCGAUGGGAGAAUGCAAACAGGAUCUGACAGAGAGCACGGGAUUUCUAGAACCCUGCGUAAAUACCGAAGGAUUAGUUCCUGCAUCUCAGCUAUGCCUGUGGAACAUCGUCGGAAACGAUGGGAUCGACACGAUCGAGAUCUUACUGACGCCUGAGGAUUUUGGGGAAUUCGAAGAUGGAAGCCUGCUGUUGAGAAUUGGCUAUGGAUACAAAGACGAUUUCCCACUAGAACCUGAAGACACAGAAUUGGCUAGAUUUGAUGGCCCUGUGACACAGAAUGUGACUGUGAAAGUGAAAUCCGAAAUUGCCUGGGUUAACAUGCUGGUCUACAUGGAUCCGAUCGACCUUUUCAGGAUCUCCUAUAUCAUGAAGAAGGAAGGGACGCCGAAUGUAACGAUGGAACCAGAAGGACUUCUGGACUUCUUCUGGGACCAGUUGGGAGAAGGAGAUCCACUGCACCUAUUGGACAACCUAACAGAAACCAUCGAAGACCAAGGAGGACUGACGGGAGACGAGAUCGACGAAUUGAUGGAUCUACUCGACCUCCUUUUCGACGAUUUCCUCGACAGCCUCGACGAAUACCCCUCGCCGCCGGACAGGACCAAGGAGUUCCUUGCGAAUUACAGUCGCACCGUAGAGGAAAUGCUCGUCUCCUUCGAAGGAUGGCUCGAUUUGACACAGAUGUCUCGAACUGAGAACUUCGCCACGUUGACGUCGACUUUUGCCAACUACGGAAUGCAGCUGUUGGAAAAGCUUCUCUUGAACAUGACGGAACUGGAAUUUCUCCGAUCAACGACAGUCUUCACGGCCGAAGUUCGCAGCGGAACGAAAGAGAGUUUGACCGGCCCUGUCGUCUUUCCCUCGGCAGGGGGCGACACGUAUUUGACGUUGCCGGCAAGUUUUCGGGACGAUGUCGGCGGUGACCACUACUCCUACGUCGGCGCGUUGUACAACGUCCGGGAUCUGAAUGACCUGCUUCCGGGACAUCAGAAUUUAUUUGGAGAUGAUAAAGUAGUAAAUACGAAGUUGCUUAGCUUUUCUAUGAAGGUAAGUGGGAGAGGGAACCUUAAUGACCCAGUAACCCUGACUUUUCGAAACGCCCAGUCCCCGCAAAGUCCAAUGUACAAAGAAAUCUGGCGAAACCUUCACGACGGAGAGAAGCCAACCUUCAUCCCCCAAUCUCACCAAUGCGUCUUCUGGAACUUCAACGGAUCCGGCUUCUGGGACACAGAGGGUCUCCGUGAGGUUUCCUCAGAUCGGGACAACACCGUCUGCCAAUCGCACCAUCUAACCAAUUUUGCGGUGUUAAUGAGCACUCACGACUACGUAAUGGGUUGCGCGGUGUCAGCGAUCUCCAUUCACUUUACCUUCCUGUGCGUCUUCACCUGGAUGGCUCUGGAAGGGUGGCACCUGCAUAGCAAGCUGCAAAUGGUGCAGAGACGGAGCUUCUCGCUUCGAUUCUAUCUCAUGGUCGGGUACACCGUGCCGGUGGGGGUUGUGGCUAUCACGGUUGGUGUGUCCUUUGGGACUGGGAUUCGCUAUUACGGAGAGGGAGAAUUUUGCUGGCUGUCCUCGCCUGCUUACAUCUGGGGGUUUGCGGCUCCAGUCCUGUUGGUCGUCGGUGCCAAUUCCAUUCUCCUUAUUUGGGUGUUCAGUAAGGUGAGGAAAGUCGGGAGGGUUCCUAAUGGGAUGCAGAAACAUCAGGCAGAGAGUAAUUCUGUAAGCAGCGCUGUGCGGGUGUUCUCCCUCGUGUGUCUCCUCGGUUGCGGAUGGUUGCUGGGGGUCCUGCAGAUGGAGGUCUCGCCGGUUUUCGCCUACUCCUUCGUCGUUGUUGGCUGCUCGCAAGGCAUCGGUAUCUUCAUCUUCUACUGCUUCAUGGUCCCAGACAGAAGAGAAAAGCUGGUUCGCUGCCUCAAGAUCUACUGA
Darwinula stevensoni is the source of this 2604-nucleotide messenger RNA. The record is from the annotation of a GenBank genome assembly. Lineage: Eukaryota; Metazoa; Arthropoda; Ostracoda; Podocopida; Darwinulidae.